UCCCACAGCUCUCUGAUGACACCAGACAGCACAGCGAGGCUGAUAGCACAGAGCUGACCCGCUGCAUCCUGCUGCAGGCCCGGAUCUGCCCAGAGGAAGCAGUCCUGUUUCUGCGGUUGCAGCUGGGCAAUGAGAGGGAGGCUGGACGCGUGGCAGCCCUGGGUCUGCUCAGUGCUCUAGCUUGCUCUGAUGAGCCUGUGAUGACGGAGAAGCUGCCCCAGGUCGCAGAGGCUUUGCAGUGCGUGUGCAGCGACCCCAGGAUCCAGGUGAGGAAGGCCAUUUUGCGUUUCAUCGAGGACCUGCUCAGCACCGAUGCCCAGAGCUGCUCAUCCUGGGACGUAGUGGGGCAUAUCUUCAAUGAGUUCAGCCGCAGCACGGGAAGAAGGGCAGCUGGAGUCCUUUCUGCCCAGGAGGCCCAGGAAGAAGGAGCUCUGCAAGAGCAGUGCAUGAGCAUCCUGGGAUCGCUGGAUUUCUCAGUGAGAGGAAUGACCAAACUCCUGUGGCCGCGGCUGCUGCUCUAUGUGGUUCCAGCUCAGUACACGGGCAUGCUGAUCCCGAUCUCCCGCUGCAUCCAAAGCCUGGCUGAGAGAGAGGACCUGGCAGCGCGGGAGGUAGGAGAGCUGGAUCCACACUUCCUCAGCUCCGUGUUUCAAGGCCCCCUGCUGACUCCCCAGACGCUGCUGGUGCGCCUGUUGGUGAGUAGAUGCUCCAGGGGCCGGUGUCACAAGCCCCGAGGAGGAAGCAGCAUGGCCGAGAGCGCCAGUGUCCACCUGAGCCCCGGGGCUGCCAUUCUCUUCCCAGGCUCGCAGCACCAUGGGAAAAGUUGUUGGUUGCUCCUUGCCUGCCAGG
Phasianus colchicus (ring-necked pheasant) is the source of this 849-nucleotide messenger RNA. NCBI's taxonomy places the organism in Eukaryota, Metazoa, Chordata, Aves, Galliformes, Phasianidae. The record is from RefSeq and is a predicted model, not a curated record.